AUGAAGGAAAGAAGAGGCAACAAAGAUUACAAAAAAACCGAAUUAGACAAGAACUCAGACUACAAAAAAAGAGUCAGAACCUGUACUGAUUACAAAGAUAAUGAACGGAAAAAGGAUUUACAAAAUAAGAAACAACUGAGAUCAAAUGAAGAUUACAAAAUCAAACAGAGGGAGAUAAACAGAGGGUUUAUGAAAAAACUAAGAAUGGAUGAAGAAUACAAAAUUAAGGAAAGAGAAAAGGAUCUUACUAACAAGAAUGUACUAAGGACAAAUGAGUACUUUAAAAAUAAGGAGAGAGAGAGAAACAGCAAUAUAAUGAAAAAUCUUAGAUCAGAUGCUGAUUACAAGAACAAGGAGAGAGAAAGAAACAACAAUAUAAUGAAAAAUCUUAGGUCAGAUGCUGACUUCAAGAACAAGGAGAGAGAGAGAAACAGCAAUAUAAUGAAAAAUCUUAGGUCAGAUGCUGAUUACAAGAACAAGGAGAGAGAGAGAAACAGCAAUAUAAUGAAAAAUCUUAGGUCAGAUGCUGACUUCAAGAACAAGGAGAGAGAGAGAAACAGCAAUAUAAUGAAAAACCUUAGGUCAGAUGCUGACUUUAAGAACAAGGAACGAGAAAGAAACAUCAAUAUAAUGAAAAAUCUUAGAUCAGAUGCUGAUUACAAGAACAAGGAGAGAGAAAGAAACAGCAAUAUAAUGAAAAAACUUAGAUCAAACAAUGACUAUAAAGACACUGAGAGAAAGAGAAACAGCAAUUUAAUGCAAAAGCUUAGAUCAGAUGAAGAUUUUAGAACCAAAGAAAGAGAGAACGAGAAGCUAAAUAAAGCUGUAAAAAGGAACAAUGAAAUUUUAAAAUAUCGAGAAAGAGUUCAGAAUCAGCUUCGUAGGAGUGGGUCACAAGAAGCUAAGUUAAAAUUAGAUAGUAUUGAACCAGGUAAGAUCAUCUCCAGCCUAUUGGGAGAACAAAAAGAAAAACUUAUUUUCCAUGAUAAGACAGUUAGCCGAUCCACAAGAAUACUACAGAGAACAGAUUCUUCUUUUUUUCCCUGGCGGAAUGAACUAGAAGAAAUUGAAACCGUUGAUUGUAAAGAGAAGUUCAUGCAACACCAAGAGGUCAUCAAAGAAAAUGCUAAGCCUUACUGCUCCAUGCCUGAUCAUGUUUUAGAAGAAGCUGUCAACAUGGUACAGAAUGAAGUGAAACAUGUUGAAGAAGAGGAAGUUGAAGAGUUUGUGAAUGAUGAGCUCCCUAAACAUUACAAGGUCAAUGUUAUGGAUCAAGUGGAUCUGCUGGUGUUGGAAAAUCCACAGUCAUAA
Messenger RNA from Macrosteles quadrilineatus (aster leafhopper), 1311 nucleotides. RefSeq lists its product as uncharacterized. The record is from RefSeq and is a predicted model, not a curated record. The coding region runs from base 1 to 1311 and encodes 436 amino acids. Lineage: Eukaryota; Metazoa; Arthropoda; Insecta; Hemiptera; Cicadellidae. The transcript has 4 exons.